Pungitius pungitius (ninespine stickleback) is the source of this 8072-nucleotide messenger RNA. RefSeq names its product methyl-CpG-binding domain protein 5-like. The record is from RefSeq and is a predicted model, not a curated record. Gene Ontology annotation, molecular function: chromatin binding; DNA binding. Gene Ontology annotation, cellular component: nucleus; chromocenter. Lineage: Eukaryota; Metazoa; Chordata; Actinopteri; Perciformes; Gasterosteidae. The coding region runs from base 783 to 5138 and encodes 1451 amino acids. The transcript is spliced from 10 exons.
CGCAGGUAAAGUCCAGUUCUCCUACAGUCGUCCUUCUCAAGUUCUCCAGCUGCUCGUCGAUGAGACGUUUUGGUGUUUCGCGUCGGGAGGAUUUGAGGCUGUUGGACAGGAUUGUGGUUCAUGGCAAAGUAAACCGUAGAUAUUCUGUUGUCGUUGUGAGGAAUAUAUAGAAUUCUUUUAUUAACCUGUCUGAGAAAGACUAAUGAGAUUCACACAAGCCACUUUGUCUGAUCAUACUCAAAUCUGGACAUCGAGGGCGGACGUUUUCAUUUGCUCGAGCUGCAAAUUCAGUUACUCAAGAACCCUUUUUGCUGCAGUUCCACUUGUCAUUUUGAUGUGAUUUUUUUAAAAUCCAAAACUUCUUUUCUAUCUGACUGCCUUUCUGAACCAUGGGAACACCACCACCACCACCACCUCCACCCGACUGCGUUGGGGAGCCGAUAUGCUGAACACACUGUGAGGGACGCAACGAACGGUAAAAAAACCAGUGAAAGAGAACGCCAAGCCGCUUCCGGUCCAAACGUCUUCAGCCGGCACCUUCCCCGGUCGGAUGGCUCUGGAGGACGAGCUGCGCUGAUGGAAGUCCAUGCACAAUUUAGCCGCUGAAAGGGUAGGGUCUGCUGCGAGCUUGCCUCACCCUACCCCCCCUACCCCCUCGCUCCCUCUCCCCGCCAUCUCCUCCACCACGGCUUUGGAAGACCGCCAUGAGGUGCGUUGCGACGACGUCGAUUGAUGCCUGAUCGGUUCACCUCUGAGGUGUCGAGCGUAAAACCAGCGGAGCAAUGAAUGGCGGAAAGAACUGUGAGGCGGGAGACGAGCGGCGGGCCGCCCCGGUCCAGGUCCCCAUUGGCUGGCAGCGCAGGCCGGAGCGCGGCGGCGGGGUCGUGUACGUGAGUCCCAGCGGCUCGGUGCUGUCCGGCUUGGAGCAGCUGAAAGCCUACCUGCUGACAGAUGGGACCUGCAAAUGCGGCCUGGAAUGCCCCCUCAUCCUCCACAAGGUGUUCAACUUUGACCCCGGGGCAGCUGUGAAGCAGAGGACGGCGGAGGACGUGAGAGCAGACGACGACGUCACCAAACUCUGCAUUCACAAGCGGAAGCUUCUGGCUGUGGCCACGCUGCACCGGAGCAUGGGGACGCACCCGCCUCUGACAGUCACCAGUCCGGGGGGAGGUACAUCAUCUGUGGUCGUUGCGCAUUCCACAUCUCAGCGAGCAACAAGGACCAAACCCCACGACAGCCUGCCCAACGGCGUUGGCCCAGACUGCAAGAUCCCUUUCAAGAUGAUGAUGAUGGCAGCGGGACCGCAGCAGCAGCAGCAGCCGCAGCGGCAGCAGCAGCAGCGGCAGCGGUAUCCACCCCAGGAGAUGUGUGGAGCCCAGCAGCCCGAGCUCUACCCGGGCUUCCCCAGGCCACAGAGGUUGAGCAGCGGGGAGCCAGGCCCCAAAUCCCCUUACCGGGUGGGGUACGGGGGCAUGCUGAGCCCGCCUCUCUCCAGUGGUAAGCUGUACGGAGACGGCUCCCAUUCCCCCAGUGCAGACACUCUGGGCGGCGCCGAUGGCUUUCAAAGGACCAAUUCUUGUGGGUUUCCAGGAGCUGGUAGUCCGGCCUCCAUCCACGGGAACACCAGGACGCCCCUCUCUCCACCCAGUUUGAUGCUCCAUGGCUCCCCCGCGGGCCAGCCAUCUUGCGCCAUGACAGGGAGGACUAGCACGCCCCUCUCCCCCACGGCCACUGCCAAAAGCCCUGUCAUGAACAUGCCUCGGGGGAGUUUCCCCCCUGGGAUGGACAUGUCCCGUGCAGCAUUUCACCAUAAAACGCAACCCCCUGUGCACCCUGUACCACCGCCUUCAUCCAUACAGCCAUCCUGUGCCCUUCAGAAAAGGCAGUUGACCUCUGAAAAAGACCCAUUAGGUAUCCUGGACCCCAUCCCCAGCAAGCCAGUCGGCCAGCCCCCCGGCAACGCACCCAACCCCUCCAACUUCCAGCCCAAUAUCCACUCUCAGGUACAAAUGAUGAAUGUAAACAUCCCCCCUCCCGCCAUCGUUCCCCUGCCAAGCAACUUACCCUUACCCACAGUGAAGCCUGGGCCUGUGGGGCAUGGCAGCCACGUUCAAAGGACUCAACAGGGGGGUCCAGCUUCCUCCAUGUCCCCCUCCCCUGUCACUUCACCUGUCCACAUGGCGGGGCCUGUCCUUGGCAGGAUGGAGGCGUCCCCCCAUCGCUCGCGGUCGUCCUCCACCUCCUCUGAACAUGGGAACUUUGCAAUGCCCUCGGGGCACCAGGCCCCAUGUGGCAACAUGAAGGUUCCUCCUCGUUCCCCCAGGUCUGCCAUGGGAUCUCCAAGGCCUUCCAUGCCCUCCAGCCCCUCCACCAACAAGACUGACCCGCACCACCAGUACAAAGACUCCCAGAUGCUGCCCGGCAUGGGGAACUCGAUUGGCCCGCAGCUGCACAGCAACCCCAUGUACUCGCCCACCUCCUCCUCCUCCUCCUCGGCAUCUUCUUCUCUGGCCCCCCCGAGCGCUUCCUCCCAGAAGGGCCACCCGGGACUCCUGGGUGUGCCCCUCAACCAGAUUCUCAACCAACAGAAUGCCGCUUCCUUCCCGGCAAGCAGUCUCCUGUCGGCCGCAGCCAAAGCACAGCUAGCAAAUCAAAACAAACUCGGCACCAGUGGCAACAGCCCCGCGGGCAUGGGUGGUGGAGGUGGUGGUGGAGGAGGUGGAGGUAACGGAGUAGCCGGUGGACACCCUGGCUCCAUGAGCGGCCCCCGAGGCAUGGAGGGUCACGGCUCUUUAAACUCCAUGCUCCCGCCGAACUCCACCAUGCUGCUCAACGCUCCCGAGGGCCAGAGUGGGCGGGCGGCCCUCAGGGACAAGCUCAUGGCCCAGCAGAGAGACCCCAUGCGCAAACGCAAGCAGUCAUCGGGCAGCGCCGCCGCCGCCGCCAACCACGACGCCAGUAACAACGUGGUCUACAGCAUGCUCAACAAGCGAGGCAUGGGGGGGCCCCACAUGGCGGGGCCCAGCGCCACGGAGCAGCUUCGCAAAGUGGGCCGGCUCGGGAACCUGCCGCCCACCACCUCCAUGGCGCAGCUUCUCCAGUCCAUGAGCUGCCAGAGCUCCCACCGUCCAGGUCUCAGCGCGGGCCCUCAAGGACCCGCACAGAUGCACUACAGCGACGCCACCGGAGCGGCCCCCGCUGCCGGCCCGCCGCAGAACCUCCUGGUUCAGCAGAGGCCGCGGGUGCCAGGAGACGCCAUGCAGCACUGCCAGAACAUGGACGCCUCCGGGGGCCACCCGGGCUCCCGUCCAGGCCCGUUCCCUGACAUGAUGGCCCAGAUGCAGGCCUCCUCCAUGAGUAACUGCGGGCCCAUGGGGCCAGGCGGCGGACCGCUGGGUCCUGAUGGCAUGCCGCUGGGACGCCCCCACGCCAACCCCCCACCGCUGUCCCAUGCCGGCCCCCACCCGUCACAGCAGAACCUCCAUCACGGUAUGAGGCGGGCCACCGUGGUGGGGAUGCCUCACGGAGACGGAAGCUGUGCGCAGAGCGUCUCUGAAUCGGGGAACCCCCCGUCCCUCGGCUGCGGUCUGGGGGGCCUGCAGCCGCACGGCAACGCCGCCCUGGGUCAGAUGUACCAGCAGCAGGUCCACCAGAGCAUGCAGCAGGGGGUGGUGGCCUCCCACCCGGCCUACCAAGGACAGCCGCACUUCUCUGACAACCCGGCCUACACGGACAGAAGCAACGCCGGCUCCAUGGCCUGCCUCUACCAGAACUACCAGCCGGGGAUGCUGUCUCACCCACACUUCAGGGAGGAGCAGCAGCCCCAAGGCGGAGGGCUUCCCGCGGGGGCACCCGGGGGCGACAGGGGCCCGGGCGGCGGCGGCGGCGCCCCCCCCGAGUCGGUGGACGCCAUCUAUAGAGCCGUGGUGGACGCCGCCAGCAAGGGCGUGCACGUGACCAUCACCACCACAGUGAGCGGGACCACACAGGCGAGUCCGGUGCCCGCCCUCAGCGCCAUGAGUGCCUUCACCGCCUCCAUCGGGGAGCCGCUCGGCCUCCCCCAGGCGGUCAGCUCCGUGCUCCUCCGGCACCAGGAGGCCGAGGCCUUACCCCAGCAGGCCCGGCCCAGGCAGGUGAGGCCCGGGCGGGGUCACAAGCACAUGGACGCGGGGAAGAUCACCCCGGACGGCCCGGAGGCCGGCGACUACUUCCGCUCUCCCGGCCGCGGGACCCCCAGGGGGCAGUGGGAGGGCGAGACGCCGCACGGCGGGGGCUUCGACGCGCACAGCAACAGCGGCGCCUGGGGUGGCGAGGAGUUCCUGGAGUGCUCCACCCAAGUGCGGAGUAGUCCCUGCAUGGAGCGUCCCGCAAGCCUGGCCCCCGCCCCGCCCUGCCCCAACGAGGGCUCCAACGACCACGGCCUGGCCAUGGCCCACGAAAAGGCCUUCUUCGACGACGGCUAUCGCUUCAACAACUGCCACCGGACCCCCGCCAACUACAAGGAGCGCCUGGAGCAGACGGUGGAGCGCUGCGUCCACCUCAACGGCGCCACCCCCCACUUCAACGCCCGGGGCUACGGGGAGGUCCUGGGCCCCCCGCGGCAGGAGCUGACGGGGGACGACCAGUCGCCCAGCUCCUCCACCAGCCUGGAGGGACCUCUGGCCACGGCCAAGGACUACGGCCACUACAACGGCCACUUCAACGGCAUGGCGCCCAGCCCCUCGGACACCAAGAGCCUGAGCAGCGAGGAGGACAUGCGCCAACCGGACUCUCCCUCCUCGGAGCUGCUUCACUACCGGUCCAGGACCUUCAACAUGGGGGAGCUGGUCUGGGGCCAGCUCAAGGGCUUCCCGCCUUGGCCCGCCAAGCUGGCCGGGGACGAACCAGUGCACGGCGCCGCCAUGCGGCUGCGGGAGCAGGCCAAGGUGGAGCCAGAGAAGCUAAAAACACUGACUCACGACCUGGAGGCCCUCGACCGAGCCGCCAAAAGAGGCCUGAAGCCGGGGAAACUGAAUAAUCACCUGGAAGCUGCUAUCCACGAGGCCAUGAGUGAGCUGGAUAAGAUGUCGGGCACGAUCCCGUCCAGAGAUCGCCAGGUGAAGCUGCCCAAGCCCAAGAGGAGGAAGAUAUCCAGAUAACAUUGAAUGUGUCAGCCCUUCGGAGACUUGGUCCGUGCGCUUUGAGCUCUCCAACAGGUGCUACACGUGGACGUUCAGUGGUACAUGCGUGACAUCUACUUGACUUACUGACCCGCAGAAGGUGCUGGAUGUUCCAAUCACCAAUUACAGUUCAAGCUGUAGAGCCAGAAACUGAAAAAACAGAGAAAAACAUUGGUUGCGAUUUGUCUACAGCUCACUGAAUUAACUAUUUUUUUCUAGUAUAUAAGACGGUAAAACCAACAAAAAAAGCGACAAGCAUUACUUUACAUAUUUAAGAAAAAUAGACAGUCCAAAUAUUUCUGAUACAUUUUCAAUAUGUAUAUAGAUAAUCCUGAAAUUUCAUGCUAUUAAGAAAUGUAUGUAAAUAUUGUACAAUGUCAUGUACAAGCAUACCUAAUGCACAUUUUAUCUUUUAUUGUACAAAAACAAAGCAGAAGUGUACCAAUGUCUUGGUUUCUAUUCAUAGGAUCCAUCCGAACAGCCUAAAGCUUUUAUAUCAUCGACUGUAAGACGUGAUGUUGUUUUGUUACGUUUUACGUUGUAAGGGAACAGCAGGGGGGGGACUUACUUCAGGGGUUCCCUUUUGUGUUGGAAAAAGAAAAAAAAGGCAGAAAACAGAAUGAACUUUACCAGCCCAAAGUGUUGGAGGGUCCCAUCAGCAGGUCGGUCGGGGGGGGGGGGGGCUCCGUCUUUCUUUGGGUUCACCGUUGGUCACCAGCUGCUUCUUUUCUUUAUUUUUAUGAAGGAGAAAUCCACCCAUCAUGGAGUGUGUUUGUGACGCCUGAUGCUGAAACUAUUUACUGAGAUACUGAGAAACGUAAGCAUCAUUUUAUGAGUUAAUGAUUAAAUUAAUGACUAAAAACAAGCAAUGGGUUAAUGGACAAUAAUCAACAGUCAGCAUUUGCUAUUAGAGAAACUUCCCUGGCUAAUAAUAACUUAUUAGUCAUUAAGCUCAUUUCUUAGCCACUCAAAUAUUGCCUUUUUUUUUUAAAUUAACAUUAAAAUGGUGUGACCUACAUAUUCUAACUGUGUUAAAACGGAUUACCCAGAGGACCCUGAAUGCAACACAAGCUAAAGAGCCUUCGGGGGGGGAUUUCUCCUUCAAGCAUCGCCGGCUGCGUUGAUGAAUCCCGUCAUUUGGUUGUUGUGAUCAUGUUCUGGUGCUUGUUUGUACAGUGGUUUUUGUUUCCAUGACGAUAGCUUUAGGUAGAGCAACCGACCCCCAGUCUCCAUCACCCACAGGGACACUAACUCGCUUUGCAGGAGCAGUGGAAGCAUUUCUCUCAUUUAGGGGCCUUGUUAUUAUUUUGUUUUGCUUAUUAAUGUAAAUUAUUUAUGUACAGUACUCCAUAUUUAUUUUAAGCUUUACAAAUAUGCUAGAUGGCAAUAAUACUACCAAGAGUUGAGAACUCUAGCCUUAUAUGUGUAUAUGUAUGUUUGUUUUUGUUUUUGAAUAGAAGAUGUAUUCAGAGUGUCCCUCAGUUACUCCUUAUUUUACAGACCCGGUUUCUCAUCAUUUGUUCUGGAUUUCUUGGCCAAAGGAAGAAAACGUCACAACGUCUGCGUCCAAAAGACGAUACUAUUUAUGAAUAUGCACAUCUGGCACCGCUAACGUUGGUAAUAAAUGCAGUUUUGACACCAACGAAGCAAAACCAUCACUUGAUCAGUCAUGAAAGCCCAUUAUGGGAACUCUGUGUACACACACACACACACACACACCUGCUCCUCCACAUCAAAACAACCUGAUAUCACAACAGAAAUAUCAAGUGCAAUAUACGGAUGGAUGGCAAAGAUCCUCCGCUUAGAAGAUCUGCGUCUGAUUGUCUGAGACCUUCUUUGUCUCUCGCUCUCAACAUGCAUGCUCAAAAACUCAAAGUAGUAAUUUAUUUGUAGCUUUAACUUUGACGUGUACACACACACACACACACACACAGCUGUUACUCCCGGGCUACAAUGCAUCGAAUUGGAACUCUGCGAUUAAAAAUGUUUCUGGUGAUCCUUUUAAAACCCACUAGCACACUACAUUGUAAAGAAGCCCACUGAAACAUGGAAACACUUUGGAAACAUAACAGUUUUAUUCCUAAUAUCCUGAACAAAAUAUGAAUUACAAGCAAACACUUCUGAUUCAGUCGGCGUGUACUCGCGUUUAAGGACUCUAAACCACUUCUAACGAGGCCAUCUCUUUGUCGUGUGCACGCUGAAGAGUAAAAAGGUUUGUGCAGCCAGUGAGAUCAGAAAACGUUAUUUAAAGAUCAAUAUCUGACACAGUAUUUUAAUUGGUGUGAUCCGUGUUAAAAACCUUUCAGUGUGCACACCUACGUUUUUACUGUAAUCUGGAGAAGUCCCGGUAAAGUUCAUUCUGCCCCCCCCCCCCCCCCCCCUCCUCCUGUUCUUUGUGCAAUGGCGUGCAGGAAGCCGGUGUCAUGUUGGGAACCCGUGUGUUACGGAUCUGUUUUCAUGUCAUUUGUGGUCACGAGUUCGAAGCCUUUCUGUGUUUGAGACGGUGCGUGCAGUCGUUUUUUUAGUUGUGAUUGUGUGUUGAGGUGUGAGUGUGAUGGUGGUUGUUCUGCUCUCUGAAUCUCACCCCCCCCCCCCCCCCAGCCUGUCAUUGUCAGUAUUUUAUUUCGUCAACUUGUAAUGAAGUAUAUAUUUUCUCACUAAUAUAUACUUUACAAAGAAUAUACUUGCGUGAAGUAUGAGGUGCACUUGUUUGUUUUUCUUUUUGCAUUAACGUGGGAUAGUUUGUCAGAGUCCAUCCUUUUCAGAUUGUUUGGACUUUUUUUAAUGGUUUGAUGUAAACAGCAUUUUUUUGUAAAUAUUGUGACAUUACAGGUCAUGCAGUGAUGUAACAUUUGGAAUAAUGUUGCACAGAUGUUUAAGAUAUUAAAAACAUGGUCACUCUUACUUGAAUAA